Messenger RNA from Merops nubicus (carmine bee-eater), 241 nucleotides. Its product is annotated as protein ZNF783-like. Gene Ontology annotation, biological process: regulation of DNA-templated transcription. The transcript is spliced from 2 exons. The annotation marks the transcript as partial. Lineage: Eukaryota; Metazoa; Chordata; Aves; Coraciiformes; Meropidae. The record is from RefSeq and is a predicted model, not a curated record.
GUGCCGGUGACGUUUGACGACGUGUCCGUCUACUUCAACAACAAGGAGUGGGAGAAGCUGGAGGAGUGGCAGAAGGAGCUCUACAAGAACGUGAUGAAGGGCAACUACGAGUCGCUGAUCUCCCUGGACUAUGCAAUUUCCAAGCCCGGUGUUCUGUCUCAGAUUGAGCAAGGAGAGGAAUCGCAGGCCAGGAACGAGCAGGACUUGGAGGAGAGUGAGAUCAUCACGGAUGCCACGGCAG